CGAUCUGGCCGUAUAAUUCUCUUGAACGGGUUCCCAGGCGUCGGCAAGUAUUCUAUCGGCCGCAAACUUCACGCCUUGUUUGAACCCGCUCACGUGCGAUUUGUCGACAACCAUGUCUUGAUAGAUCCAGCGCAGGCUAUUGCACCCGGACGAAAUAGCGACCACAAAGAGCUUCGUCGUGCUUUCCGCAAGGUUGCAUUCGAUGCACUGUGCAACAUUCCUGGCCAGGAUGUGACCAUCAUACUCACAUCUUGCCUAAGCUCUGCAACAGAGGAUCGAGAAGUCUUUGAAGAACAUCUCCGCAUCGCCAGCUGUCGAGGUAUACCCAUAUACAUCUUCAAUAUCAUUUGCGCACCAAACGAGCAUAAAGUCCGACUAUCCGCCCCAGAGAGGUCUGCAGGCACGAAAACGAAAUUGCUUGACUCCGAAAUUUUGAACAGCAUGAUGAGCAAGCAUCGGUUGAUGCGUCUCUCAGACCUCGACGAAAGUCACGAAGGAGAUGUUGAACGAAGGCUGUUCGAGCUGGAUACGUCCGGACAAUCCAUCGAAGAGAGUGCUGCCAAGAUACUC
Molecule: messenger RNA, 570 nt
Organism: Aureobasidium melanogenum CBS 110374
Lineage: Eukaryota; Fungi; Ascomycota; Dothideomycetes; Dothideales; Saccotheciaceae
Exons: 1
Source: RefSeq, a predicted model, not a curated record